Phytophthora sojae is the source of this 3171-nucleotide messenger RNA. RefSeq lists its product as hypothetical. The record is from RefSeq and is a predicted model, not a curated record. Gene Ontology annotation, cellular component: nucleus. Gene Ontology annotation, biological process: RNA catabolic process; maturation of 5.8S rRNA. The coding region runs from base 1 to 3171 and encodes 1056 amino acids. Gene Ontology annotation, molecular function: ATP binding; RNA helicase activity; RNA binding. The transcript is spliced from 2 exons. NCBI's taxonomy places the organism in Eukaryota, Oomycota, Peronosporomycetes, Peronosporales, Peronosporaceae.
AUGGCCGACGAGGAGCUGGACCUGUUCGGCGCCUUCGACGACGCGACCGCCACGCUCACGGCCGAGGAGCAGGCCGCCACCUCCGCCAAGCGCAAGGAGGCGCCCGCGCCCGCCGCCAACGACGACAAGGCGGCGUCCCCGCCCGCCAAGAAGCAGCAGCAGCAACAACCCCAAAGUCAGAGUGAUGGUCGUCCGGCCUCCACGGCGCUCAAGGUCGUGGAGGGCAAGCGCAUCGACGCGACGCCCGUGGACGGCAGCGACAAGGGCUCGGGAGGCGUCGUGUCCACCGGCACGCAGCAGAAGAACCUCAUCUCGUUCUCCGUGUACCCGCCGGACUACGAGAUGACGCCCACGGCGGGCGCCGCCGCCGAGAACCCGGCCAAGACGUACCCGUUCACGCUGGACCCGUUCCAGCAGCAGGCCGUGGACUACAUCGAGGCCGGCGAGUCGGUGCUGGUCUCGGCCCACACGUCGGCCGGCAAGACGGCCGUGGCCGAGUACGCCAUCGCCAAGUCGCUGCGCGACAAGCAGCGCGUCAUCUACACGUCCCCCAUCAAGGCGCUGAGCAACCAGAAGUACCGCGACCUGGAGGAGGAGUUCGGCGACGUGGGCCUCAUGACGGGCGACAUCACCAUCAACCCGUCCGCGACGUGUCUGAUCAUGACGACGGAGAUUCUCAGGAGCAUGCUCUACCGAGGCUCGGAGAUCAUGCGCGAAGUGGCGUGGGUCAUCUACGACGAGAUCCACUACAUGCGCGACAAGGAGCGCGGCGUCGUCUGGGAGGAGAGUAUCAUCCUGCUGCCGCACAAGGUGCGUUUUGUGUUUUUGUCGGCCACGAUCCCCAACUCCAAGGAGUUCGCCGGCUGGAUCUGCCACAUCCACCACCAGCCCUGCCACGUCGUGUACACGGACUACCGUCCCACGCCCCUGCAGCACUACAUCUUCCCCGCUGGAGGCAACGGACUGCACCUGGUGGUGGACGAGAAGGGCAAAUUCCGUGAAGACAACUUCCAGAAGGCCAUUGCCACGCUGUCGGCGUCGGUGGACGACGCGGCGGCGGAGCUGGCGUCCUACGGCAGCAACACCAAGCGACGCAAGGCCCAGAAGAGCAACCCCAAGAAGAAAGUCGGCACGGACGUAUUCCGCAUCGUGAAGCUCAUCAUGGAGCGGCAGUAUGACCCCGUGAUCAUCUUCUCCUUCAGCAAGCGCGAGUGCGAGUCGUACGCGCUGCUCAUGUCCAAGCUCGACUUCAACACGGAGGAGGAGAAGCAGUCCGUGGACCAGCUCUUCAAGAACGCCAUGGACUCGCUCUCGGACGACGAUCGCGCGCUGCCACAGGUGGACUCGAUCCUGCCGCUGCUUCGUCGUGGCAUCGGUAUUCACCACGGUGGUCUGCUGCCUAUUCUCAAGGAAGUGAUCGAGAUUCUGUUCGGCGAAGGUCUGCUCAAGUGUCUGUUUGCCACCGAGACUUUCUCAAUGGGUCUGAACAUGCCUGCCAAGACGGUCGUGUUCACCAACUGCCGCAAGUACGACGGCAAGGACUUCCGCUGGAUCACUGCCGGCGAGUACAUUCAGAUGUCUGGUCGUGCUGGUCGACGUUCGCUGGAUGCACGUGGUAUCGUUAUUCAGAUGCUGAGCGAGCAGAUGGAGCCGCAGGUGGCCAAGGGCAUUCUCUACGGCCAAGCCGACCCGCUUUUCAGCACAUUCCACCUCGGCUACAACAUGCUGCUCAACUUGAUGCGUGUGGAAGAUGCCGACCCGGAGUACAUGAUCAAGCAGUCUUUCCACCAGUUCCAGAACGAGCAGGCCGCGCCUGCGCUGGAGGAAGCGCUUGAGCGCGCCAAGGAGGAGAAAGACCAGAUCGUGAUCAAGAACGAGGAAGAAGUCGCGCAGUACUAUUACCUGUCCAGGUCGCUCGUGCGUCUUAAAGAGGAGUUCCUGGCUAUUCGCAACAAGCCGGACUAUGUGGUGCGCUUCCUCAACGGUGGUCGAUUGGUGAAGCUUUACUGCCCGGACAGCGAUGAUGGCACGACUAAACCCAAGUGGGACUGGGGCGUUGUCGUCAACUUCACCACCAAGAACGCCAGCGACUCGACCUCUGCGACGCCUGACACGAUUGUGCACGUUCUCCUGAACUGCGUGGCAAACAAUGGCAACGCGAAGUCGAACGAUGCCACCAACAGCAGCACUGCCUCGGAGCUGCCCACUCCGGCCCCGGAAGGAAUGAUGGGUCUGUCGUCGUCAACUACCUACGAGAUGAAGAUCUGCCCUGUGCCGCUCGAGAUGCUGGACCUGCUGUCGUCGCUGCGUGUGUAUAUUCCCAAGGACUUGCGUACGUUAGAGAGCCGUCAAACUGUAGGCAAGUCGGUCAAGGAGGUGCUGCGCCGAUUCCCUCAGGGUGUGCCGCUUUUGGACCCGCGUGAAGACAUGGACAUCCAGGACGAGCAGUUCGCACGUGUGAUUGAAAAGACGGUCGAGGCAGAGAAGAAGCUGAAGAGCUCGGCCUUCCACAAUGCAGCUGACAAGGAGGCUAGAUUUGCCCUGUACAACCUGAAGAUGGAGAGCGAGGCCAAGAUGCGUGAGCUGGAGCGUAAGAUCAAGGAGUCCAAGUCCUUGGUGCUGCGUGACGACCUGCGCCGUCGCCGACGUGUGCUGCGGAGACUUGAAUUCGUGGACAAGGAGGGUGUGAUUCAGCGUAAGGGCCGUACGGCUUGCGAGGUGUCUACGACGGACGAGCUUUUGGUGACGGAAAUGAUCUUCAACGGUCAGUUCAACGACUUGUCGGUGAACGAUACAGUGGCGCUUUUGAGCUGUUUGAUUAACACGGAGAAGAAGAAGGACAGCGACAAACCGCCGCAGGCCGAAAGCUUAGAGAUCCCUGUUCGCCAGCUGCGCGAAAGUGCGCAGCGCAUUGCAAAGGUGAUGCAGGACGCCAAAAUUACUGUCGAUGUCGAUGAGUACGCCGGUGCGUUCAACACAAGCCUGGUGGACGUGGUGAUUGCCUGGUGCCAGGGGGCCAAGUUCUCGCAGAUUUGCAAGAUGUCGGACGCGUUCGAGGGCACGAUUAUCCGUUGUUUGCGUCGCCUUGAGGAGUUGCUGCGCCAACUUACGCUGGCUGCGCACUCCAUCGGUGACCGCGACAUCGUGUUCGCCGCCUCCCUCUACCUGUAG